Jatropha curcas is the source of this 1990-nucleotide messenger RNA. Its product is annotated as nudix hydrolase 10. Gene Ontology annotation, molecular function: ADP-ribose diphosphatase activity; NADH pyrophosphatase activity; NAD binding. Lineage: Eukaryota; Viridiplantae; Streptophyta; Magnoliopsida; Malpighiales; Euphorbiaceae. The record is from RefSeq and is a predicted model, not a curated record.
UAUAGUGGGGAACAACGUCAUCGUGCACUGCAGUGCAGAGUAGUUUUCCCGCAUCGAUAUGGAGUUGCUAUAAAUAACUACUUCACCGAUUUGAAUUUCAACGCUUGAUUCAAAGUUCAAACACUGAACAUACAGAGUCUAAAUCAGUGUUUGCGAUCACAAUUAUGGUUGGGUCUGUAUCAAUUUCAGAAAUUUCGCUACCAAUUGAAAAUGGUAUUAAUCAUGUUCAGUUGCUUCCUGCAUCUAAUGAUGAUCAUGAUGGUGUAAUAGUGACCAUGAAGGACCCUAUGGAACCUGACAUCUUUCUCACUGUGCUCAGAGCUUCAAUAUCUAUAUGGAGGCAACAGGGAAAGAAGGGAGUUUGGAUUAAUAUGCCCAUUGAACUUGUAAAUCUCGUAGAAACUGCUGUUAAGGAAGGAUUCUGUUACCACCAUGCUGAACCAAGUUACCUCAUGCUUGUUUACUGGAUUCCUGAAACUGCAAGUACAAUCCCUGCAAAUGCUUCACACAGAGUUGGUGUUGGUGCUAUUGUAUUGAAUGAUAAAAGAGAGGUACUGGUCGUUCAGGAAAAGAGUGGCAAAUUUCGAGGAAAAAAUGUGUGGAAAAUCCCGACUGGAGUUGUUGACGAGGGCGAGGAUAUCUUCAAGGCAGCUAUCAGAGAAGUAAAAGAAGAGACAGGAAUUGACACAGAGUUUCAGGAGAUUCUAGCAUUCAGGCAGGAACACAAAUCAUUCUUUGAGAAGUCGGAUUUAUUCUUCCUAUGUAUGCUGCGUCCCUUAUCUUUUGACAUUCAGAAGCAAGAAUUGGAGAUUGAGGCAGCCGAGUGGAUGCCAUUUGAGGAAUAUGCAGCUCAACCUUCUGCCCAGAAUUUUGGACUUUUCUAUUAUACCGUGGACUUAUGCUUGGCAAAGGUGGACAGAGAUUAUGCUGGAUUUUCUCCGCUGCCUAUAGCGUCAACUGUUAAUGACAGGAUAAUUUACUUGUAUUCAAACGUUCGAGAUUGGAAGCAGUCAAUUUCUGCUGAUCACCAAUAGAAAACAGGUGGUCUGCCAUAUGGCAAAAUCCGAAGCACAGAAGAAAAUGAUGAAAUAUGCAAGCUACAUCAGAGAGCCCAUUAUUAUAGAAGUCUCUUUGGAGGUGUAGCAGUUUCUGCAACUCCCUAAACUAUUAUCACUUGUCUAAGACUGUGGAUUUGUCCAUAUAUGUUAUGCUUGUAGAUCACCUCUACAUAAACAUGACAGGUGGUCUGCCAUGCGGCACAAAGUCCAACGCACAGAAGAAAAUGAUGAUGUAUGCAAACCACAUUAGAGAGCCUGUUAUUAUAUCUAUGGAGGGAUAGCAAUAAAUGCAACUCCCUAACCUAUUGUCAGUUCUUCAAUUCUUUAGAUAAUAACUAUAUUUCUGCUUCCCCAUUAAAAUUAAGUGUGGUCUGGAAAGAAAAAUAUGCUACCAAAAAAUUUUGCUUUCCUUUUAUCACUUUGGCUUUCAGUCUUUGAGUAUGCUGAAUUGAGAAAACUUUCCAGUGAUGUUUUGCCUUCACCAAGUACGUUUUGUCAAUAUCCGUGCCAUCCUCUUGCUCCUCCACCACCACUUUCUGAGUAUCCAAUAUAUGGAGCACCGCCACCACCACUUUCAUAUGGAAGUCCACCAUCUCAAGUCAACUGCACACAAAAUCCAGUUCAGUGCUGUCCUUAUUCCCCUCCAGCUCCUUAUGCUUUUGGAUAUCAGCCCCCUCCUUAUCCUUUAGGAUAUCAGCCCAUUAGCUAUUCUGCUUCCCUUUCCUCUUUUUAUUUCAUUUCAGUUAUGUUUUCGCUACUCUCAAUUGCUGUUCUGCUCUAGGUUCAUAUACUUUAUUUUUUCCAAGUUGCACUAUCCAGGUUUAAAAUUAUGGUUUUUAAGUGUUUUACAUAUUAAACAGUUAUCCAAUUAUCGUGUUGUACGUAUAAACUAUCUGAUUUUGAUUAGUAAAGUAGAUUCGCCAUUUACUGUA